UUACUUCAACCAAUGAUAUCAGUUUAGAUCGGUGGAUUGAAAUGCACUCCGAGAAGUUGUCGUUUGCGUACAACAGAGCUAAGGCAGAGAUACACCGCAAUGAAGAUGACAGAAAACAGAGACACGAUGCAGGAAAACUCGAAAAAGAUCUGCAAAUCGGUGACCGCGUAUUCAUAAGAAACGGGACUCAAAGGACGAGACAAGAUACAGGACAAGUGGAAAUCAGAGGUGUACACUAUUGUUGGUAAACCAUGCAACUCUGUAUAUAGUGUUAAAGUGGAAAACAGUGACUGGUGGAAUAAAGAAUGUGAAUAGGAUGGAAUUAAAACCGAUUUUCAAGGACUUUUGAUGUGUUUUUUUGUUGUUGUUUUUUUUUUUUUGUUUUUUUUUUUUUUUACAAAUCAUUGGUAAUUAUGAUUUUGUAAACUCGAAUUCUAUUUUGCUUCAUAUAAACUUCUAUUUGUAUUUAUUGUUUUUAGAUGUGAUGUUUCUGUAAUCUGAGGACAGAUUAACAAUUUUCGAGGGGAGUAUGUGAUAGUAUAAAUAUGAAUUUCUAUAUGUAUUUAUUCGUUUUGAUAUUUUUCAUUGAUCGUUUUGCUAAAUACAAUCUUAAAUUCAAUUUACCGUAGGUUCAAUUGCGCAUCUGGAUUGAGUUGGCUGAGUAAAGUUUUAUUCUGUUAUUUCAUUGGUUCUUUGAUUUCAUUGGUCAUUUCAUAUUUCUUUAUCCAAUAAUAGUCUUCGCGCUUACCUAUGUAGUUAGAGCAGUAAUACGUUUUGAAGAGUUACAACCAGCUGAUAUCUUCCGCAUCUUAUGACAGAUUGCUGAUCUCGAUGGAGUGAAAGCGAAUGAAGCAAAUAUGUUUACGUUAUAUCAACAAAUAAUUUUACUGUGGUUUUGUGCGGAAGUCUUAUCUCAAGGCUUGCCGAAGUAUUCACAAAGAAUGGACCUCAUCUUCCUAAUGGAUUCUUCAGGAAGCGUUGGCGGAAAUAACUUUAAGAAAAUGAAACAGUUUGUUAAGAGAUUGUUAAAUCCAGUCGACAUCGAUUUUGGAGACGUACAAGUAGGCCUGCUUUCUUUCAGCACACGUCCUACAAUAAAGUUUCAACUGAACACAUAUAAAACAAAACAGGACAUUUUCUCAGCCAUUGAUGGCGUACCGUGGCGGUUUGGCUACACCAAUACCGCAGAUGCUCUGCAAGAGAUGCAUGAAACAAUGUUUUCAAGAGAAAACGGCGACAGAAGGGAUGCUGGAAAUGUUUGCAUCAUUUUAACUGAUGGCGUUUCCAAUAUAAACUAUCGGAGAACAAUACCAGAGGCUAAUACAGCAAAAGAAAAGGGAAUCCGCAUUAUUUCGAUAGGAAUUGGACUACCAGACUUGAAGGAAAUAAGGGGAAUUGCCAGCGAACCGUACGAAUUAUAUGUAUUCCAUGCAGAAACAUUUGCUGAACUGUUAUAUCUACGAAUAGAACUUCCUAUGGAUUACAGGGUCCCUGGCAUUUUAUACAACGGUUUCGUAGACAAGACGGAGACAGGCAAACUAUGUCAGCGUUGGGAUUCUCAAACGCCACAUCAUCACCCAUAUGGGAGUCAUCCACUGGGAGAAGAAAACUACUGUCGGAAUUUUGACAAUGACAAACCUUGGUGCUUCACAGAUGACAGAAAUACCACGUGGGAAUAUUGCACUGUGAAUAUGUUUAAUGUCUAUUGCAGAACUCUAGGUGUACCCUACCGAGGGUUUCGAAACAGGACAGUAAGUGGGAAGGCCUGCCAGAGAUGGGACUCCCAGAGUCCCCACCAACACGAGUAUGGGGUGUACAGCCUGGCAGAUGAAAAUUAUUGUAGGAACUUUGACGGCGACAGACCUUGGUGUCUGACAAACGAUGAUAACACCACCUGGGAAUAUUGUGAUGUUCUCAGCUGUUCCAGUGAACUUUAUGACCUCGGGCGUCUGAGAAGCAAAUUUCCUUACACUAUCUCACCGCAAGGAAACUGUAUGUAUGGACUGUCCCACAAGUGUCGAUAUUUGAAAGGACUUGUUUCGGCAAUGAUGUCAGCACCAGAUUUGUUCAAUAAAAAUUCCCCGGAUGAAGAUACCUUGGAAAGGGCCAUUUCUUUGCAGUUAGAUGCAAAUAUAUAUGCCGAAUGCGUAUCCCCUGUGACGUAUUUAGAGCAGAGAAAUAAAGACCAGGAAUGCUAUGCUAUGUUUAUAACGGAUAUUGUAAAGUCAAACAACGAAAGCCAAUUUUGCAGAUCUGUAACCAGGUUUAUUAACUGCAAAAUGUCGUUCGUAAUGACGACCCAGAACGUGACUUUUCUGGUAAAAGACAAAAUUCACGUGAUCGCCAGACUUCUAGGAGAACUGGAGUACAUAGCAGUAAAAACGUACCCCUGUGAUGUUGAAGAUAUGAUUUUAACAACAAAUGAGCAGUGGGACGGGGGAGCAGGCCCGGAGAGUUACCAUGUAACAGCGGAACACGUGACCGAGGCUUAUUUACUAGACUGUCAUGUUGCUGGAAUGGCUUACAUAGGGACUCAGAACGUGACGGUGUCCGGGUACCCUUGUCAGCGGUGGAGAGACCAGUAUCCCCAUCGACAUCUCUAUGGGACUCUGUACACGGCUGACCACAACUACUGUAGGACUUUUGACAACGGCAGGCCCUGGUGUUUCACGGUCAAUCGAAACGUUCCCUGGGAAUACUGCAACGUUUUGAUGUGUGACAACGUUUGUUUCAAUGAAACAAAACUUCUAGCUGUCAGCCAAGAAAACAAUGAAACAUGUCGUAUUGAAGAAGAACCCGUAUGUAGAUCACUGCAGACAUAUCUACAUUGUUUGAAAGAUAACAUCGAGAUGCUUUACGAUGUAACUUGUCCCGACUCCCCGGUGUUGCAUAGAAAUAUGCUAGCGGUCUUACUGGAUUCUAAAAAUAUAUCCAUGGAAACUUUCCUUGGUUGUUUUCCAUCGCCAUAUUCUAAUAUCAAGAGUUUAACAACAAAAAGUAAAGGAGUGACACGAUUCAGUGACCAGUCAGCUUAUUGCAAAUGGGUAAUCAACAACAUUAACAAAGAGAUUUCAGAGCUCUCCAAGAUCCACAAGACAGUUUGGGACUGGCGAGAGAAGAUCGUUAUAGCGAGGAAUCUACAGAAGGAAUUGGAGGCGAACGACGGGGAUUUAACAAUAGAACACUGUGUGCUGUCUAUAUUCGACACAAAGAGCAAAGCGAAACUGUACAACAGACACCAGAAAGUAAGCAGUGAGGACUGGUAUAUCCUUCUUAUCGGUUUCAUAUCUGCAACCAAUGUUCUACUGGGUUUUACAAUUAUCUACAAUGUUGUAGAUGUCAUCAAAACAAAAAACAAAUGGGAACGCCGACUACAGAUAAUGGCCCAAUGGAUAAGCCUAAAGAAACGGAAGCAGUCGGAGUUCUAUUGCGAAAUCGAAGAAGUAAUCGAUUCGUCAGAUGACAUGGAUGAUGCACCAUACGAACACCCGCUUCAGCAAGAAACAGUGACGUCAGAUUACUCCGUGCUUCGUCACACGAUUUCUGUUGAUGUAAUGAGCGAGAUGUCGCUUGGUUUGAGAUCUUUGUUUGGGGAGAAGAAUGGAGAAGGGAGUGAUGAACAAAUAAACAUGGAAAAACUCUGAAGAACUGAUGGCACAAUUGCGGAUCCAGAAAUUUCUGAACGAAGGGCGGGGGAGAGGAGGGGCAGUAAAAAGGUUGGAUGUCUUAAGGACCCUUAGUGGGUCCAAAGCAAAGCCAUGAUGGGUAUUGCGAAGUUCUGCCAAAAUAUAUAGUAUACUUUCAGUGUUUUUCUAAAAAAAAAAAAAAAUUAACAUAUUUGUUGAGGAGGUGCUCCAACGCUGGAUCCGCCUCUUAUUGCUACAAUACUGCAAUCGGGUUAAGAUAAUUACCAAAAGAUUUUCAAUUUGCCAUUCCUAGGUAAUACAUUACUGUUUGUGUAAACACCAAAAGCAGUAAAAACAUACAGUCUGACUGUUUUGUUUCGGGUUUUUUAUUGUAAUUUUUUUUGACAUUUCUUAGUAUUUAUGUGCAUGUUUUUCUAAACGAAAUACGGUUGCUUCUCCCACUCUUCAUUAAAGGACUUCUAGCAUAAUUUUUGUUAUGAAUAUAUUCCUCAACAUUGAUGCUCAUAAAAUAUACUUCAAAUACUGUUAUGAAUUCAUUUUAUCUAUGACUCUUUAUAUCAACUUAUUCAAUCUAUGUUUGUAUUUUUUUAAUAUACUGAGACUGUAAACUAUUUUUCAUAAUAAAAUCAUUCAAUUAAAAG
Messenger RNA from Ostrea edulis (European flat oyster), 4288 nucleotides. RefSeq lists its product as uncharacterized. Lineage: Eukaryota; Metazoa; Mollusca; Bivalvia; Ostreida; Ostreidae. Gene Ontology annotation, molecular function: endopeptidase activity; signaling receptor binding. The record is from RefSeq and is a predicted model, not a curated record. The transcript has 20 exons. The coding region runs from base 858 to 3644 and encodes 928 amino acids.